This is a messenger RNA of Symbiodinium necroappetens, 1026 nucleotides long. The record is from the annotation of a GenBank genome assembly. NCBI's taxonomy places the organism in Eukaryota, Dinophyceae, Suessiales, Symbiodiniaceae.
AUGGAGAAGCCGGUGAAGAAGAAGAAGAAGCAGGCCAAAAAGCCCGCGGAGGAGGAACACGCGCGGCAGGGCACUUCGAAGAAGGCGGAGGCCAAAGCAAGCCCAGGCCCUUCAGAUGCAGAAGUCCCUGCGAAGACCGGGAAGGCUCAAAAGCGAAAAGGACUGCAGUCCCAGCCUGAUUUGCCGGCCUCAAAGAAGGCCAAGAAGCAAAGCCUGAAAGAAGGACACGUGGAUGCCAAGGACUCAGCGGAGGCCUCCAAAACGAAGGCUUCUCUGAUCCAAAAGAAGAAAAAGCGCACAGGCGGAGGCGGCGACAGCGGCGCAGCCUCGCAGAAGCAGGAAGCCGCGGCAGGCGUGAACCUUACUGUCUUUGUUGACGGCGUGCCCUAUGACUGGUCCGUGGAGAAGCUUUCUGACUUCUUUCGCCAAAGGUGCGGUGAGGUGGCCGAAGUGCGGGCCCCCACCUGGCAAGACUCGGGCCGCUUGCGCGGUUAUGCUCACGUGGUGCUGGGCAGCGGGGAGAGCAAAGACAAAGCCCUCGCGCUGAAUGGGAGCAAGGUUGGCAAGCAGGGCCGCUAUCUGAAGAUCGAGCCUGCCAAGCAGCCGGGCGAAGGCAAGUCCGCUUCUGCGGGGACGGAGGACUUGGAAGGAAAGCGCCGACUCUUCGUGAAGAACUUGCCUUACAGCGCGACGGAAGACGACAUUGCAAAGCUCUUCGUAAAGUGUGGCAAGGUGGUUGAGAUCAGAAUCCCACACCAAGCCGGAAGGUCGAAGGGCUUUGCCUACGUCGAGUUCGCGAAAGCCAAGGGACUUCAAGCUGCCAUGCUUUUGGACCCUGCCCCAUCGUUGCAAGGACGUAAGCUGUGGCUCGAUGCAGAUUCGGGAAGUGGGCCAAAGGCUGGUUUCCACCAUCGCGCGGAGGCAUUUCAGUCCAAGUUUGGCCCAGCAAAGCCGUCUGGAAAGACGAAGCAGGGUCCAGCUAUGGAUCGGCAGAAGGGCGCCUCGAAGAAAUUGUCGUUAUUCUAG